GGCGGAGGUAUUUCACGGCGACACCGGGCGGACAGGUUUCGCGGCUGCACGGUGCCUGGGGAUUUCCGGAGCUGCGCGGUGGUGGCUGCGUAGUGUUUGGAGGUGACGCUGGGGUUGGUCCAUCACCAUGGCGGCGGAGAGCAAGCCCAGGGCUCGCAUCCGGAGACCUGUUCUGCUCAGCAAGAUCGAGGGCUCCCAGGACGUGGUGAACAUGGCGGCCAUCAUCCCCAAAGAAGACGGAGUGAUCAGCGUCAGCGAGGACAGAACAAUUCGUGUAUGGAUUAAGAGAGACAGCGGUCAGUACUGGCCAAGUGUUUACCACUCAAUGCCAUCUUCAUGUUCAAGUAUGUCCUUCAAUCCAGAAACAAGGAGGCUGUCUGUAGGACUGGACAGCGGUACAGUCUCAGAGUUUAUUUUGUCGGAGGACUACAACAAAAUGACUUCAGCAAAGAGCUACCUGGCUCAUCAAAGCCGAGUGACAAUGGUCCUGUUUGUUUUGGAGAUGGAAUGGGUGCUGAGCACGGGACAGGACAAAAGCUUCACGUGGCAUUGUUCAGAGAGUGGUCGAAGGUUAGGUACCCACAGAACCUCUGCUUGUGCCUCAUGUCUGCAAUUUGAUAUUGAAACACGACAUGCUUUUGUUGGGGAUUAUUCUGGGCAGGUGACUAUUUUGAAGCUUGAACAAGACAAUUGUUCUGUCGUUACGACCUUCAAAGGACACAGUGGCAGCAUCACUGCACUUUGUUGGGAUCCAGUUCAACGGACACUAUUCUCUGGUAGCUCCGAUCAUUGCAUUAUUAUGUGGGAUAUAGGAGGAAGAAAGGGAACUGCUAUUGAACUACAAGGCCACAAUGACAAAGUUCAGUCCCUUUGUUAUGCACAUCAUACUCGGCAGCUGAUCUCUUGUGGUGCAGAUGGUGGGAUUGUUGUGUGGAACAUGGAUGUAAAGAGGCAAGAGACUCCUGAUUGGUUAGAUAGUGAUUCCUGCCAGAAAUGUGACCAGCCUUUUUUCUGGAACUUCAAACAAAUGUGGGACAGUAAGAAAAUUGGCUUGAGACAGCACCAUUGCAGAAAAUGUGGGAAAGCUCUGUGUGGGAAGUGCAGCUCAAAGCGGUCCUCCAUUCCAUUGAUGGGAUUUGAGUUUGAAGUAAGGGUCUGUGAUGGCUGCUUUGAAUCAAUAACAGAUGAAGAUCGAGCACCAACAGCUACUUUCCAUGACAGCAAGCACCAUGUGGUUCACAUGCAUUAUGAUGUAACCAGAGGCUGGCUUUUGACAUCCGGAAAUGACCGGAUUAUCAAGCUCUGGGAUAUGACUCCUGUGGUGUCAUGACGUGCUGUUGCUGAUCUUAAAGGGAUUCUGUCAAACAGGCUAGUCUACACAUGGAGGAUCAGUCUGCUGUGGUCAUGCAGUGUGAUCACAUAAAUGAGGAGCAAAGGAAUUUUACAUUUUCAAAGCAACCUUCCAAACACUGAACAGUUUAUGAUGAGCCUAAAGUGCAAUGAUUCCAGAAAAAAAAAACUUGGCUGUGAAGAAUGAAGUACAGUUUUCCAAAGGGUAGUUUGUGCAGUUGAGGCAUUUGUGUAAUUUUGCUGGAAUUUAUUUGAUGGAGUGGAACAACUUUUGUGAACUGUGUUUUCUUAAAUGCGGUGUUAAAUUCUGUCUGUUCAUGUUUUUGUUUUAUAUUUCCAUUUUAUUUGUUACUCACUUGACAACCAAACUUCAUCUUUGAGGGCACACCCUGUUUUGGUCAUGUUCUUAAUAAUUGCAUUGCUAUGCAGGUUUACUUAAAAUCAUUUCUCAUUGUGAAUGAGAAAUAAUUUAGACUGAUAAUUUAGGGGUUUUUUUCCAUAGCAGAAGAAGACACAUUUCUGAAAACACAAUUGUGGUGAAGGAAGUGAUAAAGGUUAAUUGUCUGGAUAUUCAUUUUCUAUAUCUCAAACAGUGCAAAUUCCAUACUAAAAGCAUUCCAAGUUUUCUUCAGUGAUGUUAAACAGUUAAUUCAAGCUCUUACGUGUGCAGAAGUAGAUUAUGAGAAAACCAGUUCUUUUUUUGAACGUAAGGUGUAAAUGAUUAGUAAAUACAAGUAUAGCUCACGGGAUGUUUAGUGGAACUCUGAUCUGUCAAACAAACAAUAGUUCCAAACAAAUCAACACAACACAUACUCAGCAGUGUUAACUACAGCUGACUCACUGUUGUUUUCAAGACUGUUUUAACUAGAAUACAAUUUUGAUACUCCAAAACUAAAACAUUUCCCUUAUCUCUGAUUUUGUACUCCUUGUUGUUCCUUCCUUUCUUGAUCCCAUUGCCUCCUUCAAAAAAAGGAGAGGCAAUAAUUGAGGAACAGUGCGCACUUUUUACAGCUAUGCUACUUGCUUUCUGGAUCAAUGCAUUCUUUCUUUUGGCUUCUGCUUUUCUUUACAGUAUACUGAUGAGUUCAGUGAAUUGAUCAAACCCAUUUUGAUCAGAAUGGGUGCCAUGGUCUGCUGAUCUGGCUGAAUCCACUCUGAAGAUGAGUGUUACAGUCAUAUGAUACAUCCGAUGAUCCAGUUAGACCUAGUCUGAUCAGUAAUAGAUGUAUUUUAAUGACCAACAUGGAAUUUGAACCAUCUGGUUGUUAGUUAAAAUGGACUUCUGUUUUACUCCUUAUCUUUUCAAAUUAUAGUACAUUUCUUAUUUCAGAAAUUAUAGUGGAAAUUUUAACCACUUUCCUUUAGUUUCUCAUUGACUUCUACCAUCUCAUUUCAAUAUUUUUGUAAUUCUUGGUGCUGACCCAGAUGUUGGAUGUCUCGGUUGUUUUUGAUGUAGCAUGUGAGCCAAUGUAGGGAUUCUUGCCUCCAAUUCCAAGUCAUAGGCAUUUGAACACAGAAGCAAGCUGUGCAGCUGGUUGAUCCACAUUGCAGCUGUUGAUUCCAUUCCUAUUCUCUUGGUUUAUUCUUCAACUCUGCAUUUUGUUUUUGGUUCACUUUUUUUUUAGUGGUAUAUUUACAAAUGUAAGCUUGAUCAGCCAGUCUUGAUUGCAGAUAUUCUCAUCAAACGGAAUGACUGACUCCUGUCUGAGGCAGUUUUGCAAAAUGGGUGGAGUUGGGAUGGACAUGUUGAAGAAUAAAAGACUCGCAUUAUAUUAGUGCCUUUUAUAUGCUCAGUGUCCCAUUGUGAUUCACAACUGAAUUAAUUUGAAAGUUAGUUGUUAUAUUGACACAAAUGGCAGAUGGUUUGCAUGCAAUAUCAAUAGCAACUAUUUCACAAUGAUAGACCCUGUAUAAGGGGCUGGAUCACUUGGAUUGGCUAGGCCAUUGUUGCUUAUUGUCAUUUUUGCCAUCUUUUGCCAUUUAUAUUUUUGCAUCUUUAGAAAACAUCAUGUCUAUGCUUGGUAGUCUUCAUAAAUUAUGUACUAUGCACAUUAAAGGAAAACGGUUUUACUCAAAUUUUUGCAACUAAUCUUCAUUCCAUGCUGUGCUUUAUAAUCAAUAUGAGGCAAGAAGAUUGCAUUAAAGCACAAAGUAACCAGUAAUAACCAAGUUAAAGCACAACAUUUUGUGGAGCACAACAUUAUAAGCAAAUGUACAUGAGAAUAGGAGCAGGCUAUUUAGCCUCUUUAACCUGUUCUGCAUCCUUGGUGCAUUCACUUUAUAAAUGCUGCAUUUAAUGCCCAGUAUCCACGACUGCUGGGGACAGUGUCUUGGUAAUGAGCUCUAGUCUUCUUAUGAAAAAGGGGUAGUUUUCCUCAUUCUUCCUUUUCUCUCAUUCAACGUAGAUUCUCUGUUUCUGCCCUAUUGCAUAUUUUUAACACUAACAACUCUGCUAACGUCUGAUACCAUACUGUCUUGUACUAAGAGGCAACGGGACUAACUUAAGGAGCAUUAUUUUAAAUCCAAUCAGGAUUUUGAUUGGAAUCUUGUCUGGUCUCUCUGAAUCCAAUUAUCUUUCAACGAGGGAACCUGGCUAUGUUCCACAUUCGUUUUUGCUUCAGUCUCUUGUGCAAUGAGUGGAUUUUGCAGUUGAUUGAAGUGAUGAAUCAUGGUGUACUAAUCAGAAUGUAAGGCAUUUUUGUGAUGAAACUUUUCAUGUCGGAGCUUGGUGACCAAAAAAGGUCUGCCUUGAGAAUUCCAACCCUUCCAGCAUUUUGUCAAAAUUUGAUAAGUUAGGCUGGCGAACAAAACCCAGUUAGUGUUCAUCAGUCACAAGAGGUGAGGGAAAUUCUGGCAUUACAACACUGCCAACCAAACUAGAUUCCAGAUUUCCACACUCUCUGUUCAUUGUGAAGUGCUUUCAAAUAUCACCUCGCAAUGUCUUGGCUCUGAAGGACAUGAGAGAGAAGAGCAGUAAUAGAUCUUGUGGCUUCUCUAAAGCCUUUUCCAUACAACACAAGCAUGGCUAAUAUGACUGAAAUGCACUUUCCUGUCUAUUACCAACAUCCUCUGAUUCCAAGAGCUCAAAAGUCUAUCUACCUCAGCUUUGAGUAUGUUCAACAAUGGAGCAUUAACACCAAGCAUCAAAAUCCUCGGAAGAAAUGUCUUAUCUCAAUGCAAAAUAUAUGACACCUUUUCCUCGACUCCUAUGCCAGUGUUCUAGAUUCUUGAACCAUAGGGAACAACUUCUCAGUGCCUAUCCAACCAAGCUUCUUCAUAAUCUUGGAUGUUUCGAUAAAAUCACCUUUCAUUCGUUUGAAUUCCAGAGAGUGUAGACACAAUUUCCUCAGCUUUUCAUCGUAGGACAAUAUUCAUCCCAGGAAUUGAUGAUAAUGCAGCUUCUCUGUUCAGCUUCCAAGACCAGUACAUUUGGGAAAGGAUUAGCUGCUUUAGCUGAGGGCUUGAGUAAAGCUGCUUCUUUACAAGAGUCAUAAUAGAUACUUGAGAAUAUCUGUCUGAAAGAUGGCUCAGAGAUUUGCUUCCUUCAAUAUUUGUAUACAAGCAGCAGCCAGAAAAUCCUGUUUUGCUACAGCAUGUUGUAAUGUUCCCAAAAUUUUAUUUCAGCGUUGCUGUUACUUUUGGUGAUUGCCUAGAUUCUAUUUCUACCCAAAGGCAACUUGUCAUUUAUAAAGAAAAAGUUAAUUAUUUACUUAUUUAGACAAAUUUUCAGGGCCUAGGACAAAAAUUUAAGGAGCCUCGGAUGUUUGCCAGCUGUUGAGCAGGAUUUGGGAUAAAGGUAUUGCCAUCCUAAUUACUAAAUUAUCUCAUAAUUGGGACAAAUGAUCCUACCUUUGAUGUUUAGAUUGUUUGUUUGUACAAGUCUACAAAUAACACAGUUUGUGCCAUAGUGAUAAUGCCCCUACUGAGGAUUUCAAGUCCUACAUGUCUCCGAUAUAUGUCAUAAUAUGUCUGAACAGAAUGAUUAAAAUAACUACAAAUGGCACAGCUAAGGGCUGUUGUGGUGCAGUGGUAGUGUCCCUACCUCUGGGCCAGUGGUAAUGGUUUAAGUCCCACCUGCUCCAAAACUCUCGGAACAGAUUGAUCAGAAAAUAUCUACCAAUAGCACAAUUAUUUUUAUGCGUAUCUUUCUGUUAAAGCUCAUGUUUGGAUACAAGAUUAGUCUUGAAAUUUUUCAUAGCUUUUUGGUUUAUACUUGCUGUUGUAUGUGAAAAGUAGUUUCCUGGAAUCAUGUACAUAAUGUAAAGUGCAGAGCAGGAUCAUUCUGGGCACAUCCACUGCACUCUAAAGUUCAAUAUUAUAUGAAUUUUAAAGGAGGAAUUCAUUCUCGGAAUCAACUGUGUAGCAAUUCUGGACCAUUGAAUAAAUAUAGAUUUCCCAGGAAUAUACUUUGAGAAUGGCACAAGCUUGUUUUGUCAUGUGCAAUAAACAUUGAAUAAACCAAAGGUGUAAAAACAAAGACAUCUUCAGAGAUUUGUAUUCCGUGAUGGGUUUUUUAAAACAAAAUCUGUCUCUUUCUCAACCAGUCCUAUUUAGUCUGAACAGACUCUGGAGCAAACUGAAUCUGACUAUUUGCAAAUAUCUGGUCUAUUUUGGUUUUCACCUGUCUUUUUAAGGUGCAUUAAGAAAUUUAUUUGGUGGAACAAUGAGUCAUUUGUUAUAUUAAGCUUGUGUACACUUCUCAAUGCAUAAUGUAGGAUAGGAAUUGUAUCCCAAUGUACUGUGGCAGCAUGCCCCUGUAAACUGAGUAGUCCGCCUAGGGUUUGGGUUGGCGGCUGAUGGAGUUCAGAAGCUAUAAGCUAUCUGGACAAUCAAUAUUUCUAUUGGCAUAAAUUGUGCAAUCUUAAAAUAAUAUGCAAAAUGCUGCAGAGACUAGAAAUCAAACUUAAUAAAUCAAAAAAUGCUGGCAAACACAGUUCUAUUGACCUGAAAUAUUCUUUCACCAGUUUUCUUGCAAACUGUCUGAUCUGAGAUUUCCCAGCUUUGUCGUCAAUUUCUGUAGCACACUAAUAUAAUGGGUCAAAUGAUAUUGGUUUUAUGAUUGAACAAACUAGAAGUGUUAUAACUGUACACUGUGAAGUUGUUCACUCAUUUGCUACAAAGCUGGAGUUUUGAGCAGUCAGACAAUCUCAUUACUGCUUGGUGAGAGCAACAAUGUUGAGCAGUCCACAUUCUGUUCACCUCAUGGUUUUGUUAAAUGUGCACAGUUCUUUAGCACAGUGAACAGUGGAGCUACUCAAGGCUACUCUGUACUGCAUUUCGAACAGUACAUUGGUCUUGGGUAGUCAGAUGUCAGAAUUGUGAUCUUCAUCUGGAAAUGUUGUAUUGUCUUCCUAAUUCAUGUGUGUGACACCUUGCUGCUUUAUUUCCCAGCACUUCUAUUUGGUGUUCCAUAACAGUGUUCUUCUCCUGGACAGCCAGAACAUAGACAUCAAGUAGUCUUUAACCUCAAUGUCUUCCACUUUCAGUAAUUCAGUUUUACUCUGUUGUUGUACUCUGUGCUACCACAUUUUCAUAUGCCCUCCCUGACAAUGUGGAAAGGCAGCGACUGCAGGAAACUUUUAAUGGUAGAGCUGGUAGAAAGCUGUAUGUAGCUUAAAAAAAAAAUCAAGUUUUAUUCACAUGAUUUAUAUUGCAAAUAUGAUGUUUGUAAUGAUUUGAAAUAAAAACACACUAACAGUAUGAUCAGUCUCAGCGAAUGGGCCAUAUCAACUCUCUUCCUUUACCUUUUUUGCAAUGGGACAUUAAUUUUUUGUGUCAAGUCUGAAGUCAUCAUAGAGACCAAUGCAGUUGCAAAUGGUCUAACACAUUUAUACUAAUUAUUUAUAUCCAUUUUACAGUUCAAAUUACUAAAUCUAUUUGAUUUUGAUGUUCAGACUAUGAUAUGCAAGGAAGAGGAGGAGCUGAUUAGUACCUCCACUUCAUUUCCCUUGGUACCAUUUUGCUACCUUUUUUUGUUGGAGAAAGGUAUUGCCUGAUUCUGCUGCCCUAGCUCUUAGGUUAGGAUUAUGACUCUUCAUUCUUGAUUUCCUUCCCCCACCCCCUCAAUGUAAGUAUUUUUCUCUUUAGCUCUAUCCUAUUGAUUCCUUUAAUCGUUUUAAUCACAUUCUAUCUGAUCGUCCUUCAGUUUUCUGCAGUUGCAUGGACUUGGUUUGUCUAUACUAUUUAACCAUGUAGGCCAUAGUGUUCUGGUAACUUUGUACAAUUAUCUACAUUCAUUAGCUCUUUGUUCUCUUCAGAGUAGAUCCCAGGAAAGCAAAUGAGAGAAAUACAUCUGCAUCCCCUUCCUGUCUCCACCCUCCCACAUAAACCUGUUCAUUAUAGAGCUCAUACCUUUUUAAAGGUCUAGCCAGCAACGUUUUGAAGCCAGUUAGACAGCAUCCGAGGAGCAGGAAAGUCAAUGUUUCGGGCCGAAAUCCUUCAUCACGUUGAUUUUUCCUGCUCGGAUGCUUUGAGUGGCUGUGCUUUUCCAGCUCCAUAUUUAUUGACUAUAGCUUCCACCAUCUGCAGUCCUUACUGUUUUCAAGAUACUUGUAAACUGUUGCUUUUGUUUAGGAAAUAAUUAUUUGUAAUAUGACCAAAUACCACAGUGUAAAGUCCAUCUUCUCCAAAAUGGAGCAGUAUUCUUGUGCAUUAGUUUCCAUUAGUGCUUGUAGUAGUGAGCUAUUUAACCUCUGGUCCCCUAAUAAUGAAAACACAGAUAUAUAUUUCCAGUUGGGAUAUUUUACAGCUUCCACAACAAUGAUGAGUACUAUUCUCUAAGGCAAAGGAACCUUUAAGAAUUUUCUCUUUCUCAUGCUCUCGCAGUGCCGUCCAGAAGUAAUCUGCUCAGGGACUUUUCUCUACAUGUACUACUCUAUUAAAAGCAUACUUCACUAGAAACACUGUGAAUAACGUCAGCUUAAGCACAAAAUAAGUUGCAAGAAGGAUACAACUGUUUUCAAUGAAUGAAUUCACUGAGACAUAAUGCUCUGACUUCCAGUUAUUGAAAAUGCAAUUCCCUUCAGCAGUUCUCUUUUGUAUCUGUCUUUUCAUAGACUUGGUAGUUGAACAUACUUGAAGCAUUUCAGGUAGAUGUAUUUCCUUGUGACCUAACCCAGCUGACUUGAAGAAAAGCUGAUGGAAAUGCUAAAACUAAAUUCCAGAAAAGGAAAAAUUCUAAAGGCAAAUUAAGAACCACUAAGCUUGAAGUCAAAACAAUCCAAAUGCAGUGAUUAUGUUUAUGAAUAUGCAGCAAAAAUUUCAGUGAGUCUUGAGACCACUGUGCAGUUUGUCACAAUUAUUUGACUUGUGUAGUUUUUGUGUACAUUAUUGACUUUUGGGAAAUAAGAGCUAUUUAAAUAAAGGAAGACCAUCCAGUUUGA
Rhincodon typus (whale shark) is the source of this 8732-nucleotide messenger RNA. RefSeq names its product WD repeat and FYVE domain containing 2 (gene wdfy2). The transcript is spliced from 12 exons. Bases 128 to 1330 code for a protein of 400 amino acids. Gene Ontology annotation, molecular function: protein binding; metal ion binding. The record is from RefSeq and is a predicted model, not a curated record. NCBI's taxonomy places the organism in Eukaryota, Metazoa, Chordata, Chondrichthyes, Orectolobiformes, Rhincodontidae.